Molecule: messenger RNA, 228 nt
Organism: Trichomonas vaginalis G3
Lineage: Eukaryota; Parabasalia; Trichomonadida; Trichomonadidae
Exons: 1
Coding region: 1-228 (75 amino acids)
Source: RefSeq, a predicted model, not a curated record
AUGAUCGAAGAUGGUCAAUCAUUUAAUGACUUGAUUGAUACAGCAUUUGAGUACCAUAAUUAUGAAAUUGCCGAAUACCUUAAAUCAAAUUGUGGACAAACUUUUGAUUCAAUAGCAGAAAGCAUGCUUUUUGGAAAUUAUGAUGUUGCAUCUUGCUUAAUUUCUAAUGGAGCGGACAUCAACCAAACUUGCAUUUCCUUUCUCCUCAUAUUUAUCAUUGAUUUAUAG